AUGGCCAAUGCAAAGGCCCUGAGGCAGGAGAAGCCAUUGUGGACGGAGCUCAGUGGACAUGAGGUCACAGAGGUGGGCGGGGCCAGCCAGGGCCUCGUGGGCCUUGGUUCUUCGCCCCCCGGGCGCGGUCCCCACGUCCCCCCUGGGUCCAUGCCGGUGGCCCUGGGCUCCCCGGGCGCCCCCGCAGCCCCGCCCUGGGCCAACCAGAGCUCUGGCCGCGAGUUCGUCCUGCUGGGCUUCGCGCACGUGCCCGCGCUGCGGCCGCUGCUGGCUGCGCUCUUCCUGGCCGUGCUCCUGCUCGCGCUGCUGGGCAACGCGCUCCUCGUGCUGCUGACCGCCCUGGACCCGGCCCUGCGCGCGCCCAUGUACUUCCUCCUGCGCCAGCUGGCCCUGGUGGAGAUCUGCUUCUCGCUGGACAUCGUGCCCCGGCUGCUGGUGACGCUGCUGCGGCCCGGGCGGGGCGUGUCACCCGCGGGCUGCGCCCUGCAGCUGCUCCUUCUGCUGUCCUGUGUCACGUCCGAGUGCUUCUUCCUGACCGCCAUGGCCUGGGACCGCUACGUGGCCAUCUGCAGGCCCCUGCGCUAUGGCGCCAUCAUGAGCCCACGGCUCUGCCGCCUGCUGGCUGCCACGUGCUGGCUAGGUGGAGUCCCCGUGUCACUGGUCUUCACCAUCUGGCUGUUCCACUUUCCCUUCUGUGGGCCACGUGGCAUCCGCCACUUCUUAUGUGACAUUGCCCCUCUGCUGAGCCUGGUAUGUGGGGACACCAGGGUCUUUGAGGCCAAUGUGUUUGUGGCCACAGUGCUGGUCAUCAUGGUUUCCUUCUGUCUGGUAGCGGCGUCCUACAUUGGAGUCUUAGCCACUGUCCUGCAGAUGCCAUUGGCCACAGGGCGUCACAAGGCCCUGUCCACCUGUGCCUCCCACCUCGUGGUGGUGGUGGUUCUGUUUUACGGCACAACGGGGGUCAUCCACUUGCAGCCCAAGACCAGCUACUCCCCAGAGAGCAAGCAGGUGGUGUCCCUCUCCUACACCCUGGUGACCCCCAUGCUCAACCCUCUCAUCUACAGCCUUCGGAACAAGGAGGUAACUGCACCCGGAUUUGUCUUCGGGAAGCUACAUCUGCCCUAUUCCCUACAAUCUUCUGUCUUUGGCAGUUUGAUUGUAGGGUUCCUCUACGCCCUCACCGUGUAG
Ceratotherium simum simum (southern white rhinoceros) is the source of this 1188-nucleotide messenger RNA. RefSeq names its product olfactory receptor 10A7-like. Gene Ontology annotation, cellular component: membrane. Gene Ontology annotation, biological process: G protein-coupled receptor signaling pathway. Gene Ontology annotation, molecular function: olfactory receptor activity; G protein-coupled receptor activity. The record is from RefSeq and is a predicted model, not a curated record. Lineage: Eukaryota; Metazoa; Chordata; Mammalia; Perissodactyla; Rhinocerotidae.